AUGAAGUUUAAGAUAGAUGAAUUGGAUGUUUAUUUUCCUUAUCCAACUGUGUAUAAAGAAUAGCUGGAGUACAUGAAAGAACUUAAAAAAAUAUUAGAUAACCAUGGACAUGGUAUAAUAGAAAUGCCUACAGGUACAGGUAAAACAGUAUCUCUACUAGCUUUGAUUACAUCUUAUUUAGAAUCUAAUUAGGAUAAGUUUAAAAAAUUAAUUUAUUGCACUCGUACAGUGGUUGAAAUGGAAAAAACAAUAGAAGAAGUAAAAUUUAUACUGGAUAAUAGAAAAUAAGAAAAACCUGAAGAAUAAUUUAAAUUUUUAUGCACUGGUUUGUCAGCUAGGAGCAACCUGUGCAUUCACCCAAAUGUUUCUCGUUAGCAGUCUAGAGACAGAGUAGAUGCAGAGUGUAAAAAAUUAACUGCCCCUUGGGUUAGAGCCUAGUCUUUUGAAAAAUCUAGUAGAGGUGAUAGUGAUUAAUUAGAAUUAUGUCAGUUGUUUGAAAAUUUUGAAGGUAAAAAAGAAGAAUUGAAAUUUACAGAAGGAAUAUAUAACCUAGAAGAUCUAAGACAGUAUGGAGAAAAAAACAACAUCUGUCCUUAUUUUUUAGCAAGAAGAUUGCUUAAUUAAAGCAAUAUUAUAGUUUAUAAUUAUAUGUACAUGUUAGAUGCAAAAAUGACUGAAAUAUUAGACAAAGAAUUCUGGAAGGAUUGCCUAGUUGUAUUUGAUGAGGCUCACAAUAUUGAUAACGUUUGUUUAGAAGUAUUUACUGUAGAUAUUAAUAGAAAAUUACUUGACAUGGCUUAUAAAAAUAUUGAAGUCCUUGGAACAAAAGUUGAUAGAGUUGAAACAAUUAAUCAUGAAAAGCUAGAAUCAGAAUAUAACUAACUACUCUAAGGAUUAAAAAAUAAAGGUGUCCUAAAUGAUAAUCAACUCAAUGAAAAUUCAAAGCAGCUUCCUUCAGAAUUAACUGCUGAGUCCAUUCCUUUUCACAUCAAAAAGGCUAAGCCUUUCAUUUAGUUUUUAAAAAAGAUUGUUAUUUUCUUGAAGAACAGGCUGAAAGAAAAAAAUGCCACUACUUAAGAUCCUCCAUAGUUUAUUAAUGAUAUGUAUAUAUCAAGUCAUCUAGAUUCAUACUCGCUCAAGUUAGCAGGUGAAAGAUUAAAUAUGCUCUUGAAUUCUUUAGAAAUAACUGAAACGGACGAAUUCUCAGCUAUUGACACAAUUACUCAUUUCACUUCGUUGCUUGCUUCGUAUGCUAGAGGUUUCAAAAUCAUUUACUAACCAAAUCCAAAAGAUGGUUCGUUAAAUGAUCCAUUGAUGACAUUUGCUUGCCUGGAUUGCUCAUUAGCCAUGACUCACGUAUUUACUUAGUUUAAGUCUGUAAUAUUAACAUCAGGUACAAUGUCUCCUCUAGAUAUUUAUCCAAAAAUUUUAAAUUUUAAUCCUUAUACUGUUAAGAGCAUAGAUAUUGAAUUGACAAGAAACUCAAUUUAGCCAUUAAUAGCGACUAAAGGCAUAGAUUUUACUUAGUUGAGUUCUGAAUAUGAAGCAAGAGCAAAUAUGACAGUAACUAGAAGUUAUGGAAGCUUACUAAUUGACCUAAGCAAGUUUGUGCCAGAUGGCAUCGUUGCAUUUUUCCCUUCAUAUAUGUAUAUGGAAAAAAUUAUAUAUGAAUGGAAUCAAGAAGGUAUUUUAGAUGAAAUGAGAAAAUAUAAAUUGCUAUAUUUUGAAAGCAAAGAUGUUGCAUAAACUUCAUAAAGUUUAUUCCAUUAUAGAAAAGCUUGUGAUUGCGGCAGAGGAGCUAUUUUCUUCUCAAUUGCAAGAGGUAAAAUUGCAGAAGGUAUUGAUUUUAACGAACACUACGGAAGAGCUGUUGUUAUGGUUGGAUUUCCUGUAUAAAAUUCUAAGGAUCCAAUUUUAAUAGAAAGAUGCAAGUAUUUGACAGAAAAUUUCAAAAUCACUAAAAAUGAAUAUAUUGAAUUCGAUGCAAUGAGGCAAACUGCUUAAUGCUUAGGCAGAGUCAUGAGAGGUAAAACUGAUUACGGUAUUAUGAUUAUGGCAGAAAAAAGAUUUGCUAGAAGUCUUGUAAAAAGUAAACUUCCUAAUUGGAUAAAAAAGUAAAUGCCUGACUGUAACGUAGAUAUAUCUGUAGAUAUUACUUCUAUAUUAACAGAGUAGUUUUUCAAAAAAAUGGGUAAAGCUUUUGAAUUAGAUAGAAAAAGCUAUUUCACACAAGAGUAGUUUGAAGAAAUAGAUAAACUUAAUUAAGAUAAUAAAAUGGAAGCAGAGAAAUUAAUCACUGGAUCUUCUACAAAAGAUUAAAUGGAAGAAGAAAAAGAUUAAAAGGAAAAAGAAGCUUUGUAAGAAUUACAUAAGAUUAAAAAAAAUAAAUAAAUUUUAGAAAAGGAAGAAUAAGAACCUAAGGUAGAAAAGACUAAACCAGCUCCUAAAAAUAAAAGAACCACUAAAUAAUCUAAUAAUACUUCAUAACCAAAUAAUCUAAAAACAUAAAAAAAAAGAAAAACAAAAUGA
Tetrahymena thermophila SB210 is the source of this 2529-nucleotide messenger RNA. RefSeq names its product DNA repair helicase. Gene Ontology annotation, cellular component: nucleus. Gene Ontology annotation, biological process: nucleotide-excision repair; transcription by RNA polymerase II; positive regulation of mitotic recombination. The transcript is spliced from 15 exons. NCBI's taxonomy places the organism in Eukaryota, Ciliophora, Oligohymenophorea, Hymenostomatida, Tetrahymenidae. The record is from RefSeq and is a predicted model, not a curated record. Gene Ontology annotation, molecular function: ATP binding; damaged DNA binding; DNA helicase activity.